Pyricularia oryzae 70-15 is the source of this 5566-nucleotide messenger RNA. RefSeq lists its product as uncharacterized. The transcript is spliced from 6 exons. The record is from RefSeq and is a predicted model, not a curated record. Bases 189 to 5474 code for a protein of 1761 amino acids. NCBI's taxonomy places the organism in Eukaryota, Fungi, Ascomycota, Sordariomycetes, Magnaporthales, Pyriculariaceae.
GCGACGUGUCGUGAGACGAGCGACUGCGUGACGGUCCUACUGGCCUAGAAUCUUCUUAGACGACCUUUUAUCAUUGAGGGACAGCUAUUGACAAUCAUAUGGCCCAGGAGGCUUUCGCGACCUGUGACCGACUGUAGACGAAGGCCGGCUACGAUGUCGAAGGGUUUGAUUCCACUGUUACUACCAAGAUGACGGCACAGCUCCUCGCCACAGAGCUCACCAACCUCAUUCAGGAGAGCAAAAGGAAGCACAAUGACCUCAGACAAGCAGCAGAAAGGUCACUGGAGGAGCUGAAGAGCUUGAACAUUUCCUCCGAGGCUCAACUUGGCCCAGAGUUGACACAGAAAACCAACUUCGCCAACCCUUUUAUUAUUGCUUGCGGUACCAAAAAUGCAAAGUUUACGGGUAUUGCCAUCGUCUGUCUCCAGAGACUCAUUGUCUCCAAGGCUUUGCCGAGACCGAGGUUGAACCAGGUACUGGAGGCAUUGCAAGGGGCCACUUCGGCUGGACUAGAUGUUCAACUCAAGAUCCUUCAAGCACUACCAUCCCUGCUGCAGAAUUACUCCAGUGACAUUCGAGGCGAGCUCUUGGUCACGGCCUUGAACAUUUGCUUCAUUCUGCAGUCCAGCAAGAAUGCCAUCGUAAACAACACAUCUGCAGCGACCCUUCAGCAGCUCGUCGUUACCGUUUUUGACAAGGUCGUCACAGAAGAUAGAGAAACGCCUGAUGGCCCAACAGUGGGUGAGGCGCCCACCGAGGGCGGCGUCGUAUCGCUUAAACCAGCUGCGAUGGAUGCGUAUCGAGUAUUCAACGAUCUCUGCCUUUUGACCGAGUCUCAGAGGCCCGAGUACCUCCGGUUUACCGGUCUCCCACAAACCUUUGGCCUGGAGCUUAUCGAGUCUGUCUUGACAAACCAUGCCAGCACCAUCACGAGCCACCCGGAACAGGCCCAUAUUCUACAGACCCGUGUGAUGCCAUUUAUCGUCCAGUCUCUUGGGGCGAAACUGAAUUUUCCUACCACUGUCAGGUUUCUCAGGAUACUCUACACAAUCUUGCGAAGACAUCUCACCCUGUUACCAUCCGAGUGCGGCGAAGCUCUUGAAAUUCUUACGCGACUCCUAGACCAGGAAACGCUCACAUGGAAGCGGUCCUUGUGUAUGGAGGUUUUCAGGGGCAUCUUCUCUGAUGCUGGUCUGCUGCGGAAGGUGUAUUCGCUCUUUGACGCACGUGAAGGCCAGCAGAAAGUACUGAAGAAUCUCGUGGCUACCUUUGUUCGUGUCAGUACUGAGAAGCCCAACAUCAUAGGUCUGGGUCAGCAGUCUACCAUCCCUGUGGCAAAUCCAUACUCUAGUAUUGGAGCGACAACCGACCAGGCCAUGUUGGACGCUGCUGGCGUAGGUGGAAUCAUCAGUGGGCCAGUCGGCUCCGAGGGAUAUAACACUGGCAUCAGUACACAAUGGAGCUCAGUCAGGGUUCCAUGCAUCGACCAGCUGGAUAAAACCGAGCCGCCUUCUAUACCCGAAUCAUACAUCUACAGCCUCACUUUGGCAUGCAUCACAUCAUUAUCCGAAGGGCUGGCCAAGUUCAUCCUCCCACUGACCAUUGCUGACCGGGGCAAGAGACGGGGACCCAAAGCGGACAUUGGAGCAGGCAGUGGUAGAAACUCUCCAGCACCACCGGCGGAAGAUAUGGGCACUCUGGGCAAGGGGACUCUUGAAAGAACAUCGUCUUACAAGAGGAAUCCUGUGCCAGUGAAUCCUCUUCUGCUUGAGGAACAUCCUCUCCACACUGACAUCAAAAUCUGCGCAAACAUUGUGGAUGAAUGUUGGCCAGCCAUCUUGGCUACAUGCUCCACUUUUCUUACAUCGGCCCUCGACUCCGAGUACUAUCACGGUCUUGUGCGAGCAUUUCAAAAGUUUGCACACGUGGCCGGCCUCUUACAGUUGACCACUCCCAGGGAUGCGUUUUUGACGACCCUUGGAAAGGCUGCAGUACCGCCCAAUGUUUUGACCGCUUGCUUGAAUGGUACAGGUGCUCGGCCACAAACGCCUACCGGCGCGGAUCCAGCAAAUAGCCUUCUGGGUAAUGCACGAGGCAUUCUUAGUGCCGACAAUCUCCAAGCCUCGGACAGACCCAGACAGGGGUCAGUAGUAGAUGUUGGACCGGCCACACUGAACACGAGAAACAUGCUAUGUCUACGAGCUUUGCUGAAUCUUGGUAUUGCUCUGGGGCCCACCCUUGAAGAAUCAUGGCGAAUACUCUUAGAGACUCUACAACAGGCAGACUUUGUACUCUUUGCAUCGAGCAAAGUGGCGGGCAGAGUGCCAACUGCCACGAGGACACCCGAUCAGCAAGCUGAUAGCGAAGCACAGGCUCUGCUUGGAAAUUUUAACUCGGAAGUCAAAGCCGUGGAAACAGCUGCAUCGCGGCUGUUUGAGAGCACGGUGGAUUUUUCCAACACGUCUUUCGUCGAGGUUGUUGAGGCAGUCUGCAAUUUGCUCGACAAGCCAAACGAGCCUGCCUCACCUGCAGUAACACGCCCAGAGUCUCCAGCUUCUAGCAGCGGAAAUGACACUCUCAGGACACCUGGACAGCGCCACAGGCGGACCAUGAGCUCGAUGAGCAUGUCAGCAGCACCGUCAGCGGCAGCCACUCAACAAGAUCAGUUCGCAUUGGCAAAGCUUGGAGAUCUAGCUUCUAUCAACCUCGAGAGGCUAUUGACAUAUCCUCCCGCCGAAUCAGGCUGGACACCACUGGUAUCGGAGCUAAUUGGGACGCUGAGCUCUGCGACUGUCAAUGCCCCUGUUAGGUCGCGUGCUGCAGACAUUCUUGUUCGCUUUGUGCUCGAGUGUGUAUCUGCUGUGGCCGGGACACCAGAUGAGUUCAGGGGAGCAAUCCAGCUUCGCCUGUUUGAAGCAUUGCGUGACUCGCUGUUGCCGCUGCAAAUGCCUAACAGAGACAUAUCCGUUGCUACACACUCAACAGACGUGGAAAUCCACAAGAUUAUCCUGGAGGGCCUAAAGAGCAUCCUUGAAAGCUGCGGAGAGAGUCUCUUGAGCGGUUGGGACUUGACAUUCGAAAUAAUUGACAGUAUAUUCUUGCGUCGCCGGUUUUCGCCGGCCCAAGGCGAAGACGAGAGCAACACGCCCCCUGAAGCCUUGAUGACAAGGUCCAUCAAGCUCAUCAAGCCCUCGUUUGACUCUCUGCAACUUAUAUGCUCAGACUUUUUGGCAUCUUUGCCAAAUUCGUGCUUUUUGCUUCUAGUCGACACGCUCUUUAAAUUUUGCUCCCAGGAUGAUGAUCUGAACGUUGCUUUAACGACUGUCACAUUCUUUUGGGCCAUAUCGGAUUUCCUUUCUAGCAAAAGCCGAUCACUUUCAAUCACAGAAGAUAUGAUGGAGGGGACGGGCGAUUCUGCAUUGGUCGGCCUGGCUUCGGACCCGAAACAUCCUGCAGCCGAUGCGGCUCUUUGGAUGCUGCUUCUGCUCAGGUUAACAAAUGUUACCACAGAUCAACGACUUGAGCUACGAAACAGUGCUAUCCAAACACUUCUGCGCAUCAUACACGCUUAUGGAAGUAGCCUCAGCCCGGAAGCAUGGUCUAUAUGUAUCAAAUCGGUCAUUUUUAGGCUGUUGACCUUUAUCCAGACACGACUGGGCUCAGCCCAUAGAGAUUCCAAAACCCUGACGAGCAGCGACUGGGACGAGACUGCCGUCGUCGUGAUCAAUGGCGUGUCAGAUCUGCUAUCAAACUACCUGGAAGUCCUUGUCGGCCACACUGGUUUCAAGAGCAUAUGGAGCGACCUGCUUCAGCAUUUCGCCAACAUGCUCGACUUUAACGUCUUGGAGAUCAACAGUGCCGCAUUCAACAGUCUUGGAAGGAUACUGUCCAAGGUUGCGGGCGGCACUAGCAAGAAAUUUGACAAGGAAGCUGUCGAUCUUGCUUGGGAUCUCUGGUCUCGCAGUCUUCCAGUGCCGCCUCCUGAGCAGAUGGCUGGAGACAACCAGAAAUGCCUUGUUUCAUGGGUGGAGGCGCUUUUGGAGCUGUAUCGUCUUAUCCACGAGACCUUGCACGUCGAACGUGUGCGACGCCUUCUGACUCUGGUGCGCGAGGCGAUGAUCCAAGCCACCCCCGGGUCGUACGCCAGUGAUAUUGAAUACCUGACGCCGCUGCAAGGUAAAAUACUCGAGGUCUUGCGGACGGUACGAACUGAUAUCAGUGGCGGCGCUCCCUCGGCCAUGAUUUCCCAGGCGGCCGAAUUUGUGGCCUUUGCCUUCGAUCCCAGCAGAACCAUCAACACACCAACGCAAAAGCGCACCUACGUCGCCAUGUCCAAGGAGAGCAUGCGCAUCUUGCAUUUCCAUGUCACCAGCAACGCUUCUGAUUCUGACAUGUUUGCGAGUGGUGCCUUCCACGCUGCUCUCGAAGCUCUCGCGCGUCCGAUUGUGAUCAAGUAUAGCUUUGGGGUAGUAACCAAAUCUAUCCAGCCGUGGCGCGAGGCGACCGAGGCUACCCUCGCUAUUCUCGACACGACAUUGCCACACCUGAAAGCCGCAUCGGCUGAGGAUGUCCCCCGGGACAAGGCGCAGGCCAUCUGGCAUGUCAUUGUCGAGAUUGCUAAUGGCAUAAUCAGCGCGAACUGCGAUUCCGCGCCGAGCAGUGCAGACUUGGAAGCGGAUGAGGUGUUUGACGUGGAUUCGUUCCAGCGGCUGCGUGAGCUUAUCGUCCCUGCCUUGGGAGGGCAAGAUGUGGCCGAAAAGACAAGAAAGGCUUUUGCUGAAGGGCUGUUCCGGACAUCCAUCAUGCAUGAGCUGACACCUGCAGAGAGCCAGGUUAUGCAGCCCAGCGGAUGCGACGUGCAGCGCGGGUUGGGUAUGGUUUUAAAAGCCAGGGACGGUCGGACGAUUGAUCCGGUGCGAACUAGACGUGCCAAAAUGGCAGGUGUCUGUCUGGAAGAGCUGUUUGCGCUUGUUGAGGCCAAGGAUGACGAGGUGGAUAUGCCAUCCAUUGUAGUUCAGCCACCGACGCCUCGCUUUCCCAAGUCGACACAGCGUACCAUGGACAGCAAAGGCAGCGACAGACUGGGAGAAGGGAUGCAGACUGCGAACAGAAACAAGGAUAUAGCAGGCCAGCAUGUACAGCUUGCCCGCACGACAGCCCCAUACCUUAUCCUCAGAUGCGCGCUCACCUUGAGAGCAUACAUUGCGGAUCAGCCACUGCGUGGGCGCAUGCCGCAACCCCUCGGAGAGCGAGCGGAGCUGACACGGGUGCUAAAAGGCCUUGUGGAGCUGCAGUCCGAGAGUGACGCGAUACCGGACCUGGAGGGUGUCGACAGUGAUACGAGGAAGCACCUACUCAGGCUGUAUCCCCUGCUCGUCGGGGCUGCAAGGGUUGCGGGGCGCAUUGGGGACGGCAAGGUCUUGGGUCUCGUGGGAGAGGCUCUGGGGGUUGUUGGUGGAGAGUUUGGGUUGUAAACAGGUAUCAAUAUACUGGGUAAUUUUCACGGCAUCAGUGUAAUGCGCAGUUGGCAAAUUUUAUUCAUGCACUGCUUUAAAGCAGGCGGCAG